Messenger RNA from Puccinia graminis f. sp. tritici CRL 75-36-700-3, 1437 nucleotides. RefSeq lists its product as uncharacterized. Gene Ontology annotation, cellular component: mitochondrion. Gene Ontology annotation, molecular function: thiosulfate-cyanide sulfurtransferase activity. Gene Ontology annotation, biological process: transsulfuration. Bases 48 to 1202 code for a protein of 384 amino acids. The transcript is spliced from 3 exons. The record is from RefSeq and is a predicted model, not a curated record. Lineage: Eukaryota; Fungi; Basidiomycota; Pucciniomycetes; Pucciniales; Pucciniaceae.
GGUGGGUGUUGGUCUUUGGAUGGCACCAAAAUCAAUCCAGGUCGACCAUGAGCAUUUUGCUGACCUCCUCCUUCAUUCCUACUUCCAUCAGAUAUAAUACCAGCUGGUCGAAAAAUCUGGUAGCAAAGCAAACCGUACUAGCACGAUUUGCAUGCCAGCCGAUUUCGAUAAGAACAUUCCACUCGAGUAAGAUGGCCAACAAUCACAGCCAGCAAGUCGUAUCACUUGUCUCGCCUCAAGAGGUCCAAGCCCAUGGCAUCAAAAACUACAAAGUCUUGGAUGGCUCCUUCCAUCUGCCCAAUUCCGGCCGAUCAGUUCUGGACGAGUUCAAGAAAGGACCGAGACUUCCUCAUGCCAGAUUGUUCGACCAUGAAACUAUUGCCGAUACUUCCUAUACAAUCGACGGUACUGGCACCAAACUCGGACACAUGCAGCCCGAUCUGACGACCUUUAAACGUGAGGUGGAGCGCUUGGGUCUUACUCGGAACGACCAUAUACUCGUGUACGAUUCCGUUGGCAUCUUCUCGGCUCCUCGGGCUGCUUGGCUUUUGAAUGCUUAUGGCCACCCUCAGGUCUCCGUUCUUGAUGGCGGCUUGCCCCGAUGGAUUAAAGAAGAAUGUCCGGUGGAAACCGGGUCGCCGGUCGAUCCAGAGCCGUCGGAGUACACGCUUCCGGGAUUCGACGAGGCUCUUGCGCGAGGGAAGGUGAUCUCAUACGACGAUCUUGUCCGGAACUUCAAGGAAACCGCUGAAGAAGAACGGAUGAGUGUUUUUGAUGCACGUCCUCGAGGCAGGUUUCUCGGCGCUGAUCCCGAGCCAAGGCCAGGAUUAUCAUCAGGCCACAUGCCGCAUGCGCUCUCGCUGCCAUUCACAUCCUUAUUAACCCAGCCGAGCGACGCGGAGCCCUACCGGAAAUAUCUGAGCCCCGACAAGCUCGAGAAAGUAUUUCUCGAGACCCUCAAUCAUGACCAUCAGAAAUGGGAACAGAUCAAAGCCGGCCAAAAAGGGGUCGUCGUCAGUUGUGGUAGCGGGAUGACCGCAUGUAUCAUCUGGCUCGCCAUUCGUCUCUGCUCUCCUACGGCCGCUAACCGUGUCACACUUUAUGACGAAAGUUGGGACCGGUUACGCACUCAGGAAAGACGCCCAAAUCAUCAAAGACUCUCCAACAACAUCCUGAUUGUCACGUUCUUCUUCUUUUUUUGAGAAAAAAUAGGGUUUAAAGUAUACGCCUGUUGCGUAACAUUACAAAAAACCCACAUUGCAAAUGAAAUGUCUCAUGUUCCAAAUAUCAUGUAUUCUCACGUGUUCUGAUUGUCUUAUUCUUCUUAUAGCUAUGAUGUACUGUUGAUCUUCCUCCUUGCAUAAAACAAGUUGCAAUUUCUCCCAGAUUAUGAAGAAGAAAAAAUGUCCAUGGGAAAACUGUUACAUACCAAAAAAA